CCGGUACCGCUGCCGCCGCCGCCGCUGCUCCCCGCCGCCGCCGCCAAGAAUAACCAACCAUGACUACAGAAUCGGGAUCGGACUCCGAGUCCAAGGAUAAAGAACAGGAUCAGCAGGAGAGCCCUGCGCAGCAAGGGGCGGCGGAGACCCAGCCGCAGGACCAGCAGCAGCUGAGCGCAGAGCAUCAAAACGCGCUCGAGCAGUUCUCGGCUGUGGCAGCCCACAGCACGCCGGUGAAAAAGGAGCAGGCCACAGACAAAGAACAGGAGUUUGCUGCUGCGAGUGCAAAACAGCUGGAAUACCAGCAGCUAGAGGACGACAAGCUCUCUCAAAAAUCAUCGUCUAGCAAACUUUCCAAGUCUCCUCUAAAGAUCGUCAAGAAACCGAAAAAUAUGCAGUGCAAAGUGACACUCCUGGAUGGAUCGGAAUAUGCAUGUGAAGUAGAGAAACGUUCCAGAGGUCAAGUGCUAUUCGACAAAGUGUGCGAGCAUCUGAACCUUUUGGAAAAAGACUACUUUGGGCUAACAUACAGAGACACAGAAAACCAAAAGAAUUGGUUGGACCCUGCCAAGGAAAUCAAGAAGCAGAUCCGAAGUGGUGCUUGGCAGUUUGCAUUUAAUGUGAAAUUCUACCCUCCAGACCCUGCCCAGCUAUCUGAAGAUAUUACCAGGUACUACCUCUGCUUGCAGCUGAGAGAUGACAUCGUGUCAGGUCGGCUGCCCUGCUCGUUCGUCACGCUGGCCCUGCUGGGCUCCUACACCGUGCAGUCGGAGCUCGGCGACUACGACCCCGAUGAGUACGGCAGCGACUACAUCAGCGAAUUUCGCUUUGCGCCAAAUCACACUAAAGAGCUGGAGGAUAAAGUGAUUGAGCUGCACAAGAGCCACAGGGGAAUGACACCUGCAGAGGCUGAGAUGCAUUUCCUGGAGAAUGCCAAAAAACUGUCAAUGUAUGGAGUAGAUCUCCAUCAUGCCAAGGAUUCUGAAGGAGUGGAAAUCAUGCUAGGAGUUUGUGCAAGUGGUCUCUUAAUAUAUCGAGACAGACUCAGAAUAAAUAGAUUUGCCUGGCCAAAGGUUCUGAAAAUUUCCUACAAGAGGAACAACUUCUACAUCAAAAUCCGACCAGGGGAGUUUGAGCAGUUUGAAAGCACUAUCGGUUUUAAGUUGCCAAAUCAUCGUGCUGCAAAGCGCUUAUGGAAGGUGUGUGUUGAGCACCAUACAUUUUUCAGGCUCCUGCUGCCAGAAGCACCUCCAAAGAAGUUCCUCACGCUGGGCUCCAAGUUUCGCUACAGCGGCCGGACGCAGGCCCAGACCAGAAGAGCCAGUGCCCUCAUAGACCGUCCCGCACCUUACUUUGAGCGGUCUUCUAGUAAACGUUACACUAUGUCUCGCAGCUUAGAUGGGGCAUCAGUGAAUGAAAACCAUGAAAUGUACAUGAAGGAUUCUGUGUCUGCUGCAGAGGUUGGUACUGGCCAGUACGCCACAACAAAGGGCAUCUCUCAGACCAACUUGAUAACCACUGUGACUCCAGAGAAAAAGGCAGAAGAAGAGAAAGAUGAUGAAGAGGGCAAAAAGAAAAGAGCAGAGGAAGUCACCCCGGUCUCGGCAAUACGCCAUGACACCAAGCCAUCUUUGCUUGGCGCUGAUUCCCACCACCCCUCGCCAUCCUCGCAGCCUGGCCCCCAUGUAUCUUCAGGAAAGCUUCGCAGGAGAUGCAAGGAGAGCGCUCGAACAAAGUCCUUAGGUUGUGAGGCGCCCAAAGAGAGCGCUCCAAAGCACGGCGAGUCGGAGCCAGACUCUGACAGAAAGGGGCGAGUUUGCUCCACCGAGCAAGACAUGGCUUUCGGCUAUAAGCAAAAAGCCGGCAAAGGCGGAACGCUGUUUUCCUUCUCCUUGCAACUUCCAGAGUCAUUUCCUUCCCUCCUGGAUGACGACGGCUACCUAUCGCUCCCUAACCUCUCCGAAACCAACCUCCUGCCUGCCAGCGUGCAGCACUACCUUCCCAUCCACUCCCCCUCCCUGGUGCCUUGCUUCCUCUUCAUUUUUUUCUUUCUGCUCUCUGCCUCUUUCUCAGUGCCAUACGCCCUCACUCUCUCCUUUCCUCUGGCUAUGUGCCUCUGCUACCUGGAGCCCAAGGCGGCCUCCUUGAGUGCCUCACUUGCCAAUGACCUGAGUGACAGUUCAGAGGAAGAGACUGACAGUGAGCAGACGGAUACUGCAGCUGAUGGUGAGACCACUGCCACCGAGUCGGAUCAAGAGGAGGACGGAGAUCUAAAGGCACAGGAUCUAGACAAAACCCAGGAAGAUCUGAUGAAACAUCAGACCAAUAUAAGCGAGUUGAAACGCACCUUCUUGGAAACCUCCACAGAAACGGCUGUGUCUAAUGAGUGGGAGAAGAGGCUUUCCACAUCUCCCGUUCGGCUUGCAGCAAGGCAGGAGGAAGCUCCUAUGAUUGAACCACUAGUGCCUGAAGAGACUAAACAGUCCACCAGUGAAAAAACCUUGGAUGGUUCAGAUAUCUUCAGUUUAAUAGAGUCUGCCAGAAAACCGACUGAGUUCAUAGGAGGGGUUACUUCUACUUCACAUAGCUGGUCUCAGAGAAUAGACACGAUGACGUCUCAGGAGAUAACUUCCAGUGAAAUGAAGCAAGCAGUUCAGCCGCAUCAGGAUGCAGUGAAGAAGGUUGUACAGGAGACUGUGGUUAUCAAGGAGAGACAUGGGAUGGAUGUGCAGGCAAGCGGGGAUCCUGCUAAAGCGGCCGGACUUGCACUGGAUGCCCAGGCUGGGGCAGCGUCGGCGGUGGCUGCUGGUGUGAAAGGGAAGGAGGGCUCUGCUGGAACUGAGGGGGUGAAGGAGGAGAAAAGGGAGGAGGCUGGGAAAGCCCUAACCAAACAGGAAGGAGUCGCUGCUGCUGCUGCUGCUUCGUGUGAGCAAGCAGAGGAGCACAGUACAACAGUCCACCUUUCAGAGUCUUUGGAAAGAAAAGCUCAUUUUGAGUCACCAGUUGUGAAGACUGAGACUAUCAGUUUCAGUAGUGUUUCUCCUGGUGGGGAAAACCUUGAAAUUUCAACAAAGGAAGUACCAGUAGUCCAUACAGAAACAAAAACCAUUACGUAUGAGUCCUCUCAGGUGGAUUGCAGUGCUGACUCAGAACCGGGUGUACUGAUGAGUGCACAAACUAUCACGUCUGAAACCACCAGCACUACAACCACUACACAUAUCACCAAAACUGUGAAAGGAGGCAUCUCAGAGACAAGAAUUGAAAAGCGAAUAGUCAUCACAGGAGAUGCAGAUAUUGAUCAUGAUCAGGCGCUGGCUCAGGCAAUUAAAGAAGCCAAAGAGCAGCACCCUGACAUGUCAGUGACCAAAGUAGUGGUACAUAAAGAGACAGAAAUCACACCAGAAGAUGGGGAGGAUUGACCACAGGAAUAACCUAGAUUGCAUAUGAAUCCAGACAUGCACACCAGUAGGAAUACGAGAGCCUAUACAGAGUCUCAGUUCCAACCUGACUGACUUGUAUCUGUCUAUGGAAAAUUUCAGUACAGAAGAAUUGAUCUUGACCGUUAAUAAAGAAACUGGCAGAGACACCUUCCCAUAGAAAGCAAUCUGAAUCAGCAGCAGUUAAACAAUAUUGCAUGAAGCAACGAUAAAAUUACAGAAAAGCAGCAUUUUUAAUUUUCUUAAAAUGUCUAAGUUUUCAGCUAUACCUGCACGUUCAUAAACAAUAUAAACAGUGAUCUCAUGUAACACAUAAACAGUUCAUGCCUUUCACAGUUUAUGAAAGUCUAAACAAAUUAAAAUUUGUUAGGUGGCAAGCCUUUUGUUUACAGAUAUUGUAAAUGAAGAUUACCCCCCAAAUGCUAGAAGCUGUAUAGGUACUGUGUAUAAUGUUUUACCACACAUUAGACGUGCCAAUAACACGGUUUAUUCAGUAAACAACUUGAAUCUUA
This is a messenger RNA of Gymnogyps californianus (California condor), 3949 nucleotides long. RefSeq names its product erythrocyte membrane protein band 4.1 like 3 (gene EPB41L3). Gene Ontology annotation, cellular component: cytoskeleton; plasma membrane. Gene Ontology annotation, molecular function: structural molecule activity; actin binding. The transcript has 23 exons. The coding region runs from base 60 to 3419 and encodes 1119 amino acids. Gene Ontology annotation, biological process: cortical actin cytoskeleton organization. The record is from RefSeq and is a predicted model, not a curated record. Lineage: Eukaryota; Metazoa; Chordata; Aves; Accipitriformes; Cathartidae.